GAACAGAAGUGACCACCGCAUAUCUUCUCCCCCCGUGUGCGCCUUUUCGGCAAUGUGCUUGGUUCAGAGUUUCGGAUAGUGGCGAAAGGACUGUUCAGUUUAAAGGAACCUCGAGUUGAUGUUGGUGCGACCGACAAUGAAGCGGAAAAUUCGUCCAAAGCUCUGUUGUGGAUUCGGCAUCAUCCUGCUGCAAGUUUUAUCCACUUGCAAAGCCGAGACCAACUGUACUUCUUUAAAAACAGAAACCAACAACGUUGGCAGAAAUGAAUUUUCGCCUCGCAUGGACUUCAACCAGUGGAAACCAUUGGGACGAGGUGACCCAUUAAAGAACGACCCCACCUAUGAUUAUGUUCCGCCAGUUUUGGAUCAGGUCCAAUAUUGGGUUGAGCCAGCUUUAAGAAAACCAGACUCGCCCAUAAUCGAUGACAGCAAGAAAACUGAAAUACUCCUGCUGGGUGUUGUGUCCAAAAAACCCGCUUCGAUUCCGCCAAAGGCUGACAACAGGCGCGACACUUUCGAUCCUUUCUCCAAAAAGGAUUACAAGCAUAAUCCGCAUCAGCGCAUAUCUAAACCUACCUUCUCAUUUCCUUCGUCAUUCUUUCCAGAAUCUAUACUUAACACUCUGAGUAAGUUUACAUCCAAAAAUGAGAACAAAAACAGCGCUCCUUAUACGGUUUUAAUGCCACCCCCUAUGAAUUUGAAGACGCUUCCGUCACCGAUCAUUCAAUCUUCAAUUCCUCUAAACUUCCAGGAGUUGCAGACUCAAUACCCUCCCUUGUCAUAUGCUUACACCACACCUCCUUCAACAAGUACAAGCUUCUUCCCCAGCAGUUCGUCUGAUGUGUCCAUUGUGCCUUCGCAAUUGGUUUAUCACUCCAGUAGUUUGAGCGACGAAAGUGAAUGGAAAAAUAAGAAUCAGUACGCUACUGUCGCCUCCUCUAUUAGUUGGAGGCCGACCACUUCUAAGCCCUACGUUUCUACCACGAAAAAAUUGGCACCGUUCAGAGAAAAUAUAGUAUUUAAUAAGAAUUUACAACCUCCAGAGUCGUUUAUUCAUAUAGAGUUUUCACCGAGAAAUUACUCAAACAAUCAUUUGAUUGGAGCUGAUAGUAAACAAAAUUUGAACUUUGUUACUCCUCCAGUUUCGAAGAACACCGAUAGUUUACACAAAGGUAGUAUUUCUGAUAAUUCUGGUGAAAUUAAAAAUUCUUAUGUUAAAAUUGAAAAACCCGAAUUUUACUCAACUGAGUUAAGUAGUGACGAUUACGUGAGCAUUAAUACUGCUCCACUUAUAGAGAUUUAUACUCACAUGAAACAUCCUAUUGUAAAUGAAGACUUGGAAAUGAUUAAGAAAAUGCAAACUCUUUUACCUCCUCCAACUACUGAGCGACCGUUUUACAAAGAAGUUGCACCUAAUCCAAUAAUCAAUGCUUUAAUCAAAGAUAGAAUGAAAAGCACCACCAAACAUGGAAAUUUCUUAACGCAAACACCUGUUUUCGUAGUCUCAGGUACAACAACCUCAACCACGACAUCUACUACUACUCCAAAAUCAUUAAUAAGGCAUGAAACAACCGAACCUAGUACGAUUUACGUUACGGAAACAGUUCCAACUACUACAGAAACCUUGACGACAACAACAACCACCACCACAACUUCAGCCCCAACAACCACGACAACUGACCCAUUUUUAAAAUAUUACAAAAACCCAGAAGACAGUUUAAACAGCCCGGUUUAUUUCGUGAUUCAAGGACACAGCAAAGUAAAAACGUACGGACCAACUAAACAGGUGCACGGAAUCAACGUACAAGAAACCAACGAAAUCCUGGACGACGAGACGUCCCAAUACAAAGUCCGACAUUUGCACGGCUUCAAGCCCGAACGAACGGAGGAAAACGUUCGAUUGGGCCGUUCGGGCGACUUGCAAACGUUGAAACACGUAAUCCAGACUGCAUUGGGUUCGAUCCCAAUCGAAGAUUCGAAUCCCAACCGAAGGAUGGACGUGCAGGAAGCCGAACUGCAAUUCGGCUACAACGUGGCAGAGGAAGGAGAAGUUGCGAGCGAAAUGUAUCACAACGGUAUAGUGGAAGAGGCCAGGAAAUUGAAAUUUUGAUGUGAUUCUGUUUAUUACUUUAUUUAUUGUUUAUUGCUACUAUAGAGGCUUUUAGAGUACAAUUAUUUAUUUUUUUUAUUUAAGUAAGGAUGAGCACAAACAUUUUUUAUGUUUUCAAUUAUUAUUGCUUUGGUUGUUUAAAGCACUUUAGUCUUUAAUAUUAUUAUUUUUUUAUUUGUUCUGUGAUAUUCACAAUUCACAAAAAUCAUAUUUUUUUCUUAUAGUAUUUAUUUCUUAGAUGAUUUUGCUUAUA
This is a messenger RNA of Aethina tumida (small hive beetle), 2363 nucleotides long. Its product is annotated as nuclear pore complex protein DDB_G0274915. Lineage: Eukaryota; Metazoa; Arthropoda; Insecta; Coleoptera; Nitidulidae. The transcript is spliced from 3 exons. The record is from RefSeq and is a predicted model, not a curated record. The coding region runs from base 119 to 2110 and encodes 663 amino acids.